AUGUUGGGCUGGAACGAGGAAGUGCCGUGGCGAGGGGAGGGACUCCGGGCGCAGCUCCACGGGGCCGCGGCGGCGCUGCGUCCUGCCGCACAUGGAGCCGGCGACAGUUGGAAGAACUUCAUCCUGCAAACACAAGGGAUAGCAGAGUACCUGCACCGCAUGGAGACGGAGGAGGCCCAGGAACUGGCCCAGAUGGCAGGCCGGGACAGCCCCCCCCCCGAGGAGGCGGAGGAGCCCAUGGCCGUCCCCGAGGACCUGUCAGCCGGCGCCGCCCACCAGCAGAACCACCGCGGGGACAAAGCCUGUAACAUUAAAGUUGAGGCUCGCGGUGAGGAGGAGAAUGGGCGGGCCUGUGCCACGAUGAAUGGCGUGGAGGAGGAAGAAUGCGCGGAAGACUUGCGCGUGGCCGGGGCCGAGGUCGCCGGCUCGCCGCCGGGCCCCGAAGCCAGAGCCUUCUCCUCGGCCGCCGGUGGCAUCCGGCUACCCAACGGGAAGCUCAAGUGCGAUAUCUGUGGGAUAGUUUGCAUUGGGCCCAAUGUGUUGAUGGUGCACAAGCGAAGCCACACGGGAGAACGUCCGUUCCAGUGCAGCCAGUGCGGCGCCUCCUUCACCCAGAAGGGGAACCUGCUGCGCCACAUCAAGCUGCACUCGGGGGAGAAACCCUUCAAGUGUCACCUGUGCAGCUACGCGUGCCGCCGGAGGGACGCCCUCACCGGACACCUGCGCACCCACUCAGUUGGAAAACCCCACAAGUGUGCUUACUGUGGGCGGAGCUACAAGCAGCGCAGCUCAUUGGAGGAGCACAAGGAGCGAUGUCACAACUACCUGCAGUGCAUGGGGCUGCAGAGCAGCCUCUACACAGUAGUAAAGGAAGAAAGCAUCCAGAGUGAGCCGAGGGAAGCCUUAAGCCAGGCGGGCUGUGACAGAGGCCUGGUGCUAGACAGGCUAGCCAGUAACGUAGCUAGGCGUAAGAGCACUAUGCCCCAGAGGUUUGUGGGAGACAAGCGCCUGUCGGACCUCUCCUACGACGGCGGGCCCGGCGAGCUGAUCCAGCCCCACGUCAUCGACCAGGCCAUCAACAGCGCCAUCAGCUACCUGGGGGCGGAGUCUCUGCGGCCCCUGGUCCAGACCUCGCCGGCCUCCUCGUCCGACGUGGGCCCCGGCUCCCUGUACCCGCUGCACGCGGCGGCGCCCGAGGGCCACGGGGGGGCGGGCAGCGACAGCGCGGCCGAGAACCUGCUGCUGCUCUCCAACUCCAAGUCGGCCUCCAGCGAGAAGGACGGCUCGGCGAGCGGCCGCGACUCCACGGACACCGAGAGCACCGGCGAGGAGCGGCCCGGCGGCGCGGCGUCCGGCCUCAUCUACCUGACCAACCACAUCACCUCGGGGCCCAGGAACGGCGUGCCGGUGAAGGAGGAGCAGCGGCGCCAGUACGACGCCAUCCGGGCCGGCGCGGAGACGCCGUCCGAGGGCUUCGCGGUGGUGGCGGCCGACGGCGAGCCGGUGCGGGCGUACCGCUGCGAACACUGCCGGGUCCUCUUCCUGGACCACGUCAUGUACACCAUCCACAUGGGCUGCCACGGCUUCACGGACCCGCUGCAGUGCAACAUGUGUGGCCACCGCAGCCACGACCGCUACGAGUUCUCCUCACACAUCACACGGGGGGAGCACCGCUACUGA
Molecule: messenger RNA, 1680 nt
Organism: Pseudoliparis swirei
Lineage: Eukaryota; Metazoa; Chordata; Actinopteri; Perciformes; Liparidae
Gene: ikzf1
Product: IKAROS family zinc finger 1 (Ikaros)
Exons: 8
Coding region: 1-1680 (559 amino acids)
Biological process (GO): regulation of transcription by RNA polymerase II
Molecular function (GO): DNA-binding transcription factor activity; RNA polymerase II cis-regulatory region sequence-specific DNA binding
Source: RefSeq, a predicted model, not a curated record